Lachancea meyersii CBS 8951 is the source of this 267-nucleotide messenger RNA. NCBI's taxonomy places the organism in Eukaryota, Fungi, Ascomycota, Saccharomycetes, Saccharomycetales, Saccharomycetaceae. The record is from the annotation of a GenBank genome assembly.
AUGAAAAGCGUUCGCGAUACUCAGCUACCUCAUAUUUUACAUCUCGAAGUACCGUUUGAGACGGCUUCGCAAGCUCAAACUGCGGUAAAAGUCCUAAAUCCAGAUCCCAUUUUGAAACCACAGGAUUUCCAUGUUCGGUACUCGGCCAAUGGUCCCAAAUUGUGCCUCGAUUUUGAAAGCGUGGAUGACCGUGUACUAAGGGUUGGAGUUAGCAGCGUCAUCGAGAGCGUUAAGACCAUCUUGGAAACGAUCGACGAGUUUACUUAA